AGGAAAAAUAGUUAGCUAAGCUUAUCUUCACAGAUGGUGGUAGGAACAGGGUCCAACGCUAUAACUGUAGUGCGAAAUAUUAAAAAAGAAAACAGUAUUCAUGGAUUUACUCACAUAAUUAUUUAUACAGUGUCCAGAUAGUCAUAUAAUAACACAUUAAAACCGCAUUUCCGUGAGUUUCGGUGCAUUAAAUGGAGGAGAAGAAGGAAGACGGAGACUCGGAGAUACAGGAACACGGACCUGAGCACUGGUUCUCAAAAUGGGAGCAGCAGUGUUUGGCCGAAGCGGAGCAAAGGGAGCCCAGCGAGGAGGAGGCCGACAACGAUCAGGAUAAACUGUGGCACCUCUUCCAGAACUCGGCCACGGCCGUGGCACAAUUAUACAAAGACAGAGUAUGCCAUCAACAGGGUCUGUCAUUGUGGGUGCCGUUUCAGAACUCUGCAACAGCAGUGACCAACCUCUACAAAGAGAGUGCUGAGGCCCAUCAGAGAAGCUGUGACCGGGGCAUUCAGAUAGGCCACCAACGUCGUAAUAAGGACAUGUUGGCCUGGGUGAAAAAGCGCCGGAGAACCAUCCGUAGGGAGGAUCUGAUCAGCUUUCUGUGCGGCAAAGCGCCACCACACAGGAGUAGCAGGGCCAACCCCUGGCUGGCCAUGGUGGCUCCCAGUCGGGCGAAUUCACCAGCAGAGACCGGCUCAUCUGUGGAAACGGACCUCCAGCCCUUCAGGGAGGCGAUAGCACUGCAUGGCUUGAGCGGCGCCAUGGCGAGCAUCAGCGUGCGCUCCGGUGCUCCGGGGUCUCCCACACACGUGAGCGGGAGCAGCGGCGUGGGCGGCGCCGCCGGCGUGGGCGGUUCCUCGGGGCCGGUGUGCCGCAGCAGGCGCAACGGGCUCCAGGACGUCGACCUGAACACUUUCAUCUCGGAAGAGAUGGCGCUGCAUCUGGACUCUACAGGCUCCGCCUCCGCCGGAGGGGGAGCGACCAGGAAGAGAAACUCCACCCAGUGUAGCGACGUCAUCACGGACUCCCCUACACACAAACGCAACAGGAUGAUCUGAUCUGCUGCCUGCCUAUGGGGGGGGGGGGAAACGCCUUCAAAGGCUAAGAGAGCGGGGGAUGGAUGGGCUUACGACGGACGGACAGACUCGCAGACAUUGGGAUGCCUCGCCGUGGAACCCGGCCGUAAUGAAAAUGAAAACCGGGACCGAAGACCUCGGCUCCGUGUCUUCAAAAGUUGAACGAAUUCUCUUCCUUGGCUCCUUUCCCCCACACCAUCACUAUGAAUCGCUGAUCUGCAAUCGGAACACCUAUCGAGUGUGUGUGUGUGUGAGAGACUCUGAGCUCUGGACGACAUCACACGCUCUUCAGACGUCGCCGCCCCGGACGGGAGACGGCGAAGGAAGUCACGGACUCAUUCUAGGUCGCCGACACGCCCCCCCCUUCACCGUUUCUUAUCCUCACCCACCACCUUAAUAAAGGAAGUGAGGGCCAUGAUCAAAUCGUCUCACUCGGUGCACCGAGUUGCACGCCAAAUGUCGGACCCGACUCCCGCCAGAGACUCGCCUGUGCGUCAAACAACCCACCUGCUCCUUUUUGUUUCUUCAUAUCUGCAGCUUUCGUCCGGCGGAGUCGAUUCGCCCGACAGCAGAAGACAUCGGCGGCUUCAUCCGCCGCCCGCGAGGGCGACGGCACGCGACUCUAUUCUGACUGCUCCGCUUCAACCGUGGCUUCCUUUAGUUCGGCCGGUCGGCCCCUUUGUUUGUUUUCGUUUCUCCUCCCUCGACCACCAGUGUUACACGUCUUGCUUUGUUGCCGCCGUUUGCAGCAGCGAGAGCCAAGUUGAUUUUCGCGCUUUCUACACUUAUUUUGUUUCUGUUCUUGAGGAUAAUGGAAAAGGAAAAUCAUUUUUCUUUGUGUAUACAGCUUGUCAGACGGACCCCCCCCCCCCCCCUCAUUUACCUUCAGUCUUAUUACGAAAGCAGCUGCUGUUUUAUGUGAUCUUGUUGACGAGUUGCAAUAAGGACUUUUGCACUUAGCCCUCACCUCCUGACUCAUGCAAACAAAUCGGCUCUUCCAUUGACUCGCAGCCUCGCCCGCGCGUUCCUUAAAGAAAGCAAACGCAAUGGACCAACAACUCUUCAGAAGUACUUAAACCUGUAUCUAAAGAUAUUCUUUGCUGUAAACGAAGCAUAAGUCACACAUGUUUACUAAAGUAACGUUUCUCAAGCACGCCGGACCGUUUUGGAUGGAGCGUCUGAUUGGCUGUUGGGACACCAGGUGCGUCAAUACGACGUGGAUGGGGACUCCACUCGGUACGGGAGGACGCGCGUUUCGUUCUUGAAAUGGUUGUUGCCUUCAUCCGUCUGUAUCAGUGAGAGGAGGAAGAGGAGGAGGCACCGAUAUCGCACCAGUCAGAGCUUUGGGUACAUUUAGCAGUUUGUAAAGUCAGAAAGACUCGAGCUGGACCGCUUUCUCAGGUCUUCACGGACGAUUUUGGGAGGUGAAUGUCGGAGCGUCUUGAACUCAGAUUGUUGGCGUAUGCUGAGUCAGCAUUGGAACUAAAAGAUUUAAAUACAGACUAGUUAUUCAACCAAUUAUAACUAUCUAAAAGACGCCCGGCUGAAGUCGUGAUACAGUAACUCGUACCUCCCGAUACGAGCUGAAGCGGACUCGCGAGGCCUCGAUGGAUUCGAUGCCUCCUUCUUUUUCUCUCCCUCCGUUGACUUUUUUCACAUCCCUUCAUUUUUCUUACGACCUGGAAAGUGGGUUUUCUUUAGUCGUAUGAAGCAUGCCAGUUUUUAAACUUCUGUUACAUUUUGGUCACAGAUUUCAUUUUUCCGUUGGAGGUUGUUUUAUACACACACACACACACACUCACACACACAGGCUGGCUUGUCGUGAAAGAAGGACCCCGGCUGAUAUUUGUUGCUUCUGGCCAAACGAAGAGCUCUUUCUGCGUUAUGAGUUUGUGAAACCACUGAGUCCGACUGAUGGAAAUCAACCUUUUUUUUAAAGACUGGAACAGCUUCCGUCUCGGGUUAAAGCUGGUGCUUUAGAAAAGAAAAAGCAAACCACAUCGUCUCUGUAAAUUCUGGGUUGCGUCAUCCGGCGAAGGCCGAGGUGAGCAACGUAACAUAGGAUGGAUCAGAGUUUCUCGAAUCGGAAUGGCGCCCUAAAAAAAGUCCCAUUUCCGGUCCCGUCGGACCGCUUCAGACUCCGGUCCUCGUGGGAGGAUCUAUAACGACAGUGACCCCCGAGGACCCGACGGCGCACCAUUUUGCCCCCGGCACUUUACUCCCCGCUGUGUCUAACACUUUCACACCGGAGCUCGACUGAAACCAAAUGACGCUCGUCGUCACAAAUCCGUAGGUUUGACCUCCCAGUGUUUGUGUCGCGUGGCGACUCGUCGGGGGGGAGAUGGGACUCGAAGCACUCGGACACAGCAUCCAUCUUCUCCCCCCCCCCCCCCCCCCCCCCAAAGACUAGAGGAGUCGUCUGUGCUGUCGUUCAACCCGCAGCGUUGACCCCGUUGAUGGGGGGGAGGGGGGGGGCACUUAGUGUUAUUCUUUUCUUCCCCGGAGCCACCGGCCGUCAUCCACCUCGUUUCAGAAGGCCGCCUCAUGCCACGUAUCUCUGGAGCAAACACUAUUAUCAACAGUUUCUUGAUACUUAUGUUUAAAAAAAUAAUAAUAAAUGGCUAAUCUAUAUACUUAACAUUUAAUUGUUGGUAUGAUAUAUGUGGUUCACAUUGUAAAAGAAAUAAAACCAUUGAGUUGAA
Molecule: messenger RNA, 3778 nt
Organism: Pseudoliparis swirei
Lineage: Eukaryota; Metazoa; Chordata; Actinopteri; Perciformes; Liparidae
Gene: hapstr1a
Product: HUWE1 associated protein modifying stress responses a
Exons: 5
Coding region: 192-1058 (288 amino acids)
Source: RefSeq, a predicted model, not a curated record